GGAAAUUGUCAGGAAUUGCAUGAAACGGAACAAUGGAGUAUUCAGUGAGAUAUAUAAUGUUUAUUUUAUCAUGUGUUAUUUUAUUCUGUGAAUCUACUGCCAGUUUUGAAGAAGCUGUACCGAGUAAUUACAGGGAAGCAGGAAACGAAGUCUACAAUGUUCAACCGCCAGACACCACAGACGUUGAUAAGAGGCCGUUUGGUCGGUUAUUUGGUCCAACUUGGUCCAUGUCAAAACGUCCUUUUGGAAGCCUUUUCGGAUCUUACCCUUCCAUUCGACAGACACCUGUCUAUAGAACGGUGGUCGAGAAACGGCCCUUUGGGCGCAUGUUCGGGGAUAGUUUUAAUACAGGAAAGCGGUCGGAGAUGGCAAAGCGACCUUUUGGACGAAUGUUCGGAGACAGUUUUAAUGCGGGAAAGCGGUCGGAGAUGACAAAACGACCUUUUGGACGCAUGUUCGGAGACAGUUUCAAUGCGGGAAAGCGGUCGGAGAUGGCAAAACGACCUUUUGGACGCAUGUUCGGAGACAGUUUCAAUACGGGAAAGCGGUCGGAGAUGGCAAAACGGCCUUUUGGACGCAUGUUCGGAGACAGUUUCAAUGCAGGAAAGCGGUCGGAGAUAACAAAACGACCUUUUGGACGCAUGUUUGGUCCAACGUUUUUUGAUGGAAAAAGAUCAGAGGUAUCCAAACGGCCUUUCGGAAGAAUGUUCGGACCAGGUGCUUUUGGAAAACGAUAUUUUGAAGACGACUUACCAGAAGAUGGAACAGAAUAUUUAGAAGCACCAAUCGAAGAUUUGGAGAAACGAUUUUCAUGGACAUUAUCUGGAUAUAAGCUUGGACGGAAAUAA
Messenger RNA from Lottia gigantea (owl limpet), 848 nucleotides. RefSeq lists its product as hypothetical. Bases 33 to 848 code for a protein of 271 amino acids. The record is from RefSeq and is a predicted model, not a curated record. The transcript is spliced from 3 exons. Lineage: Eukaryota; Metazoa; Mollusca; Gastropoda; Lottiidae.